Messenger RNA from Phanerochaete carnosa HHB-10118-sp, 811 nucleotides. RefSeq lists its product as uncharacterized. The transcript has a single exon. Lineage: Eukaryota; Fungi; Basidiomycota; Agaricomycetes; Polyporales; Phanerochaetaceae. The annotation marks the transcript as partial. The record is from RefSeq and is a predicted model, not a curated record.
UAACUAACGUUAACGUAGAUGAUAUUGACUGCACCGUCGGCUUACACAAUAUGAGAAAACACUGGCAGGUGGUUUCAUUUACAGCUUCUUGGACAUGGGGUACGGACCGCCUGCGAUCUAAGGAUAGCUUGGUUAGUAGUACUCUACAGCUGAUCUCUGCUGAAUCAGGCAUGCCGUAUGACGUGUAGCCCUCGGUACCGAAUUCCCGCUCUCGACCCCUGCGCACAUCGGUCUGCACUUGCCGCGCAGCACCGCCCGCAGUCGUACGCAGUCAUCCGCAACGUGAGAAGAACGUACAGCAGCGUACAGCUAACUGACAACCGCUCCGCAUCAGGCCGGAACAUCAAUCACUGUACUAGUAGAAGCUUGCAAGGUGUGCCUGUAAGUUCGGACGGUCCCAUCUGCGCAGCAUCCCCCAGAGUACAAAUGGUGCGAUCCCGAACUACUUCAUCCCGCCACUGAGCGAACUCAGAAUCUCGUAUCCCAUGGAUCCAAUCAAUACUCAGCCUUAUUCCCCUCCUCCGCCGGGCUAUCUCUCAGCUCCUCUGCUCCCGCAAAAUGAGGAGAAACACGGAGACACCCUGCCACCUGAACAAGUCGCAGUCUUUCAGGGAUAUGGUGGCUACGGUGUUCUCUACCCCCAUGAAAGCCAAAUUCCUGCCCCAGGCAGUUUCCAACCGCGCCGACCGAGGUCGAGGACCAGGCGACUCAUCGUCCGCGCGGUGCACAUGCUGAUGUUGUUCACCGUCUCCGUCAUGCUCCUCCCGACCUUUUUGCGUGGCAUCGCUCGCAUCUCGCACGCAGUAAGUAG